Molecule: messenger RNA, 1682 nt
Organism: Vanessa atalanta (red admiral)
Lineage: Eukaryota; Metazoa; Arthropoda; Insecta; Lepidoptera; Nymphalidae
Exons: 12
Coding region: 15-1664 (549 amino acids)
Source: RefSeq, a predicted model, not a curated record
UAUUUAUUAUAAAAAUGCCGUCUCAAGUAGAACAGAAGACUAUAGACCCUGAAGCCGAACUCAGCAAUGUACAACGAACGUUCCAAAAACUGGCGCCCAUGUGUAGCGUGGAGAAGCGAGCAGGCGGUAUACCACAGCUGGCGCCCCAGGAAAAGCAAUUAUCCAUCCUCGCUUCUGAAUUGAGAGAGACUCUGCUUUGUAUCAAUCUUGCGAAAAAAGGUCAGCAUGCUCUCCGUGAUAACCUGAACAAGUCUGGCACUCGGAAAUCCAUCGUCGACUAUGAGCACUUGGAGAACGAACUAAGAGACGAAAGAGCGCAGCAGGCAGAAUUGGAUUGCUUGAAUUAUUUAGCACAAAAACAGCUCGUGGAACUGCUCAAGAAAGUACCCACUGAGGCUGAUGAAUUGGCAAUGAUUGAAAAUGCGAACAAUCGCCUACGACGCAUGGAGAACCGUCUGGAUCUUGCGACAAAACGAUUUUGUGUAGUUAACACUAAUAACAAGAGCGUUCGUGAGGAGAUUCAUAGGCUUCUUGUUGAGAGGAAUGAUUUUAAUAUACAAUGGAAUCGCACUAUAGGCAAAUUGGUGAAGGGUAAAGAAUAUCUUAUGGAUAUCUUUGAGAUAGCCGCCAAUGCUUUUGGAGACAGGGACGAGUGUUGCAGAAUGUUAGAGGCUUUAAAAUGGAAAGGGCUGUUUCAACUUAAUAGAGAUAUAUCGGAAAUGCAAUCAUUUGAAGGGGAAUUGAACCAUUUAGCGAAAUUAGAGGAGUUUCUCCGAGUUAAGGGUUCCCGAAGAAUCUGUGAAGCUGAUGAAAAAGAAGAAAUUAAACGACAAGAAGAGGUACAACGCUGCGAACAAGAAAUUGCAAGACAUGAUGCUCUAUUAGAAGAAAUCUUUAACUAUGCUGGCUCCGAUAGAGUGGCGACUAUUAUAAAUCAAUUUAAUGCAUCUGAGAUACAGAACUUCUCAAUUUUUGUGCUUCUAUGUGAAGUACUACAAGAAUCUAUCAUGAUGAGACGGGAUCUUGAAAUAUUAAGGCAGAGAAUAAUGGAUCAACGAGAUAUUAACGAAUCUCGCGAAGAGACCCAAGAUAAGAAGUUAGCCGAGCUGAUGGCGGAACUUGAAAAGGAGAAACAAAAGACACAACAUGUUAACGAUUUGAGCAACAACGCUGAUGCGACAAUACUGAAAGUGUUAAAAGGAAUUGAUGAUCUUGUAAGACUGGCGAGAUGUGACGUAACGCCGCUGUUAGGUUUAUUGGGAAAUCAUAAGGAAGUAACGAAAUGGAACGUGCGUAAAUUUCUAAGAAUCUUGGAAGCAGACGUUAAAGUCCUUAUUGAAGUUGUCUAUGGCGCUGUCAAGCCUCCAGCACCUACUCCCAAAACUCGAAAAGGUCCAACACCAGAAACCACUAAACUUGUUGCCGACCCUUACGUUGAAACUCUUCGUCCUAACAGAAUUGAAAAACUAGUUCCUUAUCAACCAUGCGCUUAUUGUGUCGAAGACUAUAUAAUGAAUUUAGUGUUUGAGACGCCGGCAAUUCCAGCGGAUAAAGAAUAUGUGCAAAGUAUAUUCCAUUUGGAAGAUGUCAACACUAAGUUUGGAAUUUAUACUUUAACAAUACCCGCUAAACGUCAUCCAUACAGAGGACCGAAAAAAGAUUAGAAAAAUUGUCAAAAGUGC